CCGUAUUCAGCCACGCCUGGUUGUCGUCAAUGCGUAGACAAUAGCUCGUCAGAAGACGCAAGAAUCUCUCCCGAGAGAGUUAGGCGCUAUUGGAUUUCUUGUUCGUUCUACCGUCGAAGCAUGUAUUGUUGCGACUGCGGUGACGACAACGUCUUUUCUUUGGCCGUGUUUGUGUUGCAUUUGUACCUUGCAUUUACGCUUUCUCAGUUAGCUUGGUCCCGUUUGGGGGCUUUGCAUUGGAGACGAGGGGGAAUUAUAGUGACACGAAAGUAGCAAUGAGUUCUUAGUCUGGAGACAACACUGGCCGACGAACAUGGUCCAAGUACAUAUGUAUGGUUCCAAAUUUCACUAGUCCGUGACCAAGGCCUAUCAAGAGGUGAGCGAGCUCUUGUGCAGUCGUACAAUAGGAAGCGUAUUGGCGCGGAACAGCAUCAGGCAAACGGCAUUGCAUGCGUGCUGUCUCUUGAAAAGUGAUGCCAGCCGGCGACAAACUGGCCGUGACGCACGAUUUCUUGCAACGUGAGCGUGCUGGUCAGGCGGCUGGCUGUUUUCUGCGUAGAUUGGGUGUUUGUUUGGAAAUUAGUGUCGUGAUAAUUAAACUGCUGCUCCCGCUCCCUCCUCCUCCCUCUCCUCUUUACCCCACAACACACCUCCAUCCUCACCCUCUUUACGCUCGCUCCUUAUCUGACAGUCUUUUGCGCGGCUUGCUGCACACACUCUCUUUAACCAAAUAUCCUACAACACGCUCUCUGCUGUUGCUUCUCCUCUUACCAAAAGUCACUCUUUACUCUACUACUCACUACCCCAAUGGAGCUCACCAUGUUCUUAACCAUUCUCGUCUUCUUCUGGGGCUCCGUCAUGGCCAAGCCUCUUGAAGGUCGCGCGGUUGAUCCUGCUGCAGACCCUACGCGUGCGUCGGUCCUUAACGUACUUGCGACUGCAAUUCCUUCCUCUGCCCUUCCUGUCCCUACUCUUGCGCCUGGCGAGACCCCACCUGAAUGGUAUCGAAAGCUGCCCGCCGAUGUCAAGAGCCUGCUGCCAAUCCUUUACCCCAAGACGGAGGGCGACGUUCAGGCGGCUGGCACGAGCUAUUCUUCGUCGGCUGACGAUUGCACCUCUACCACAACAAUCACCAGGACGUUGACCAAGACGGCCGUCUCAGCAAGUGGCACCGACAGCCCCGACACCACCGUCUGCACGACUACCACUUCUACUACGACCUUGACCCUCACGCUCACUGCCACUGCUCCGGGUGCGGCUUCUUCUUCAAGUGCGCCUGGCUCCGUCACAUCUACGGGUUCUGCGGCUGUGUCGGUACCUACCGUCCCACCCUCUCUUCUGCCAUCUCAGGUAUCGGAUUCCACCAUUCAACCUUCUAUCCUGCCUUCUAUCCUGCCUUCUAUCCUGCCUUCCCUUCCUCCUUACACCAACCUGUCAGUCACUGUGGCCCCUACUGGUCCUCUGAGCGGAUCGUCUUCUGCACCAUCCGCGACAUUCUCUUCCAGUUCGCCCGAGUUCACGGGUAGUGCUGGGAAGGUCCUCGCCGACUUCGUGUUCAUGGGCAUGUUGGGUGCUGGUGGCAUCUUGCUGGGCUUGGGCUGA
This is a messenger RNA of Periconia digitata, 1602 nucleotides long. The record is from the annotation of a GenBank genome assembly. NCBI's taxonomy places the organism in Eukaryota, Fungi, Ascomycota, Dothideomycetes, Pleosporales, Periconiaceae.